Messenger RNA from Brassica oleracea var. oleracea, 760 nucleotides. RefSeq names its product protein MOTHER of FT and TF 1. The transcript is spliced from 4 exons. Gene Ontology annotation, biological process: response to abscisic acid; positive regulation of seed germination. NCBI's taxonomy places the organism in Eukaryota, Viridiplantae, Streptophyta, Magnoliopsida, Brassicales, Brassicaceae. Bases 66 to 587 code for a protein of 173 amino acids. The record is from RefSeq and is a predicted model, not a curated record.
CACAACAAACGAUUCUUUUUAAGAGAAUCUCUCUCUCUAUUCUCUCCACUUCUCUCUCUGGAUCGAUGGCAGCUUCGGUUGAUCCUUUGGUGGUUGGAAGAGUGAUCGGAGAUGUGUUGGACAUGUUCAUCCCCACCGCCAACAUGUCUGUCUACUUUGGCCCCAAACACAUAACUAACGGCUGUGAGAUCAAACCCUCCGCCGCAGUCAACCCUCCAAAAGUCAGCAUCUCCGGCAACUCCAAUGAGCUUUACACUCUCGUGAUGACUGACCCGGACGCACCUAGCCCGAGCGAGCCGAAUAUGAGAGAAUGGGUCCACUGGAUUGUCGUAGAUAUCCCGGGAGGCACCAACCCCUCGAAAGGAAAGGAGAUACUGCCAUAUAUGGAGCCGAGACCACCGGUGGGGAUUCACCGUUACAUAUUUGUACUUUUCAGGCAGAACUCACCGGUAGGUAUGAUGGUGCAGCAGCCGCCUUCGCGAGCCAACUUCAGCACCCGAAUGUUCGCUGGACAUCUUGAUCUUGGUUUGCCUGUGGCCACAGUUUACUUCAACGCCCAGAAAGAGCCAGCUUCACGCAGACGCUGAUGCAUGUCAACCAAAAUAAAAGAGAGAGCCUUUUCCGGUUUUACCUAAAAACCGGACCGGAAAGAAAUAUGGGGUUUAUAUAUCAAACCAUAUUUUGUAUCAUCCGGUUCUCGACUAUAUAUAUGUGUAGAUGCAUAUACAAUUAUACAAAUAUGUUUAUGUUUGUGUGUUAU